Messenger RNA from Megalobrama amblycephala (Wuchang bream), 2520 nucleotides. RefSeq names its product gastrula zinc finger protein XlCGF57.1-like. The record is from RefSeq and is a predicted model, not a curated record. Gene Ontology annotation, cellular component: nucleus. Gene Ontology annotation, molecular function: DNA-binding transcription factor activity, RNA polymerase II-specific; RNA polymerase II transcription regulatory region sequence-specific DNA binding. Gene Ontology annotation, biological process: regulation of transcription by RNA polymerase II. The transcript has 3 exons. NCBI's taxonomy places the organism in Eukaryota, Metazoa, Chordata, Actinopteri, Cypriniformes, Xenocyprididae. Bases 109 to 1314 code for a protein of 401 amino acids.
UGUGACGUCAUAAGACUGCGCCUCGCUUCAGCAUCUGUUGUGAUUCAGAUGGAGAAAGAAAAACUCCUGGUGAAGCGACUGAGAUCCACGUGACACAUUAUUAUAAAGAUGGAAUGUAUUAAAGAAGAGAGUGAAGACUUAAAGAUGGCGUUUAUUAAAGAGGAGACUGAAGACAUAAAGAUUGAAGAAACAUUCAGUGUGAAACAAGAAGAAACUGAGGAACAAACAGACCUGAUGAAGAGUGAAGUACUGAAUGAAAUGGAAGAGAAAUAUCAAAAUAAUCAUCAUGAUUUCAUUACUGAAGAAAAACCUUGUAGUUGCUCACAGACUGAAAACACUUCCUCACAAAAAAUGGCUCAAAAGUCGGGGACUAAAAGUCAUUUCAGCUGCAAACAGUGUGGAAACAGAUUCAAUCAAAACACAAGCUUUAACAGGCAAACAGAAAUUCACACUGAAAAGCCUUACACAUGUCCUCAGUGUGGAAAGAGUUUUUAUCAUAAAGGACACUUUAAAGACCACUUGGUAGUUCAUACUGGAGAAAAGCCUUUCACCUGCCAACACUGUGGAAAACGUUUCACCCGAAAAGAAACUCUUAAUUACCACAUGAGAAUUCACACUCAAGAGAACUUUUUCACCUGCCAAAAGUGUGGAAAAAGUUUCACCCAAAAGGCAAGCCUUAACAGGCACAUGGAAAUUCACAUUGAUAAGUCUUACACGUGUCCUCACUGCGGAAAGAUGUUUUUUCAUAAAGGACACUUUGUAGACCACUUGGUUGUUCACACUGGAGAGAAGCCUAUCACCUGCCAACUGUGUGGAAAAGGUUUCAGCCGAAAAUCAACUCUUAAUUACCACAUGAGAAUUCACACUGGAGAGAGGCUUUUCACCUGCCAACAGUGUGGAAAAAGUUUCAUUCAAAAAGGAAGUCUUAAUUAUCACAUGGUAGUUCACACUGGAGAGAAGUCUUUCACCUGCCAACAGUGUGGAAAAAGUUUCACACGAAAAGAAAGUCUUAAGUACCACAUGAGAAUUCACACUGGAGAGAGGCUUUUCACCUGCCAACAGUGUGGGAAAAGUUUUACCCGAAAAGGAAGGCUUGAUUACCACAUGAGAAUUCACACCGGAGAGAAGCCCUUUACCUGCCAACAGUGUGGAAAAAGUUUCAACCAAAAAGGAUGCUUUAAUAGGCAUAUGAGAAUUCACACAAGAGAGAAGCCCUUUACCUGCCAACAGUGUGGAAAAAGUUUCAACCAAAAAGGAAGCUUUAACAGGCACAUAAGAAUUUACACAAGAGAGAAGCUGCUUAUAUGUGGUUAAGGUGGAAAGAGUUUCAAAUGUAAAGAAACCCUUGAGUAAUACAUGAGGAUUCAUGUAUGAACGGUUUAUAUGUCUUUAGUGUGGAAUGAGUUUUACAGACAGGAAACACCUCAGGAAUUAUACAAUUACUAUAACAGAUGUUGUUUGUUAAAACGUACAGUAUCUGUAUUUAGCAUUAUUUUCAAUGCUUGUGGCCUUAAAGACAAAGGAAAUGUAUUGAGUGUGGAAUCUGUCUAAAAUUGAUGCCAGACUACGUCCUUAACUAUGGUUCGCCCAGUAGUGCACAACAAAACUAAACUGAACCAAGCAAACAUAAGUUCACAACACAACGGAAAAAAGCCACAACACAGCGAAAUUGAGCCACAACACAAUGGAAAUACUCCCGACCACUAGGGGUCUCUAUGAGCUCAAAGUUAGUUUUCCUUGCCACUGUUCUGCAGAGUCGGCAGUUUUACAAAGAUAUAAAUACCACAUUGAGGUUUAACAGUAUGCAACCACUGUAUAUCGACAUGAAAUAGUAAUUCAUAAUUAUCUACGUGCAUUAUAGCUGAAUAUUUAUACCUGGAAAUGAUUUGACAUGCUACCACAGUGUAUGAUGAAGGGAACGUCUGCCAAUUCGACAAAAUUCUUAAAACAUAAUUUGUAUUCAAUAAAAUUACUUUCAACAUUUAAAAUUGGACAUGUUCAACUAACUUUCCUGAGCUUGGAGAGCCCCCUAGUGGUUGGGAGCACUUCCGUUGUGUUGUGGCUUGUUUCCGCUGUGUUGUGGCUUUAUUUUGUUGUGUUUUGAACUUGUUUGCUUUUUAAAUUUAGUUGUGUUGUGCACUACUGGGCCACUGUACUUAACAGCUGAAAAGCAGCAUGACCCCCUCUCAUUAGUUAGUGUCAGGAAGUGUUGGACUGUUAUUUACUAAGUUAACAAAGUUCCAUGAUGUCAUAUGCAAAUAUAGUAGUCAACAUUUGAAGUGGAUCAAAAGCUUUUAUCAAAGUUAUUCUAAAACCUUCUUCUUAAGAUUAGGUUAGUUCUUAGGACAACUUUGAACUUUUUUGAUCCACUUCAAAUGUUGACUACUGUAGUAUGCAGCAGUAUAUUUUAUAAAAAAUGGUUUACAUAAUCUUACCGUCACCAGAAUGUGAUUUAGUGUACAUAACUCACUUGACAACUGGAAAUAAAUUGAUUACAAACUGGUUUUAUAUAUAUUUAUA